This is a messenger RNA of Penicillium argentinense, 1266 nucleotides long. RefSeq names its product salicylate hydroxylase. The transcript has 2 exons. Gene Ontology annotation, molecular function: monooxygenase activity; FAD binding. The record is from RefSeq and is a predicted model, not a curated record. Lineage: Eukaryota; Fungi; Ascomycota; Eurotiomycetes; Eurotiales; Aspergillaceae. The coding region runs from base 1 to 1266 and encodes 421 amino acids.
AUGUCCUCUCAAAGAAAAGCUAUCAUCAUCGGGGCCGGACCUGCCGGUCUCGCAGCCGCAUUGCGCCUGCAUCAGCAAACCGACAUAUCCUGCACGAUUUACGAGUUGCGACCCGAGCCAACCACACUUGGUGGUGCAGUUGGUAUUCUACCCAACGGUUUACGUCUCCUCUACCGACUGGGCGUCUAUGAGAAGGCCCUCGCUCGAGGCUUCGGCGGCCCUAAUCUGUCGCUCCACUCCCUCCAGGGCCAUACGAUCGGCUCACAAGAUUGGGUUGGAUGGGCACGAGAGAAGACUGGUUUUGGAUAUAUGCGCAUCAAGCGCACGGAUCUGGUCGAUGUCCUGCUCGAGGCAGUGAAUGAGGCUAAAAUCCCGAUCCGUUUCAACAAGCGACUUGAACAGAUCGAUGACAAUGCCGACGAAGUGAAAGUCAUCUUCUCUGAUAGCUCAACAGACUCGGCAGAUAUACUACUCGGGUGCGAUGGUAUCCAUUCAUUUGUUCGGCGGUCUUAUGUCGACCCCGAGUACGCUCCGGAAUACUCGGGCCUAGCGGGUCUGGGAUCGGUUGUCCCUACUUCAGCCUUGACAUCGACAACAACCGAACAGAUCGUGGGUCUCGAAGCGACGAUGACCGAGAUGGGAAUGCUUGCGGUGACCCGCUGUACGCCAGAUACUGACGAGCUCUACUGGUUUUUCACGAAAGAAGUCGCACUGCCUGCUUCAGGAGACAGCCGUGAUGGAUGGGAAGUGCAGAGCAAAGAAGAGGUGGAGGGAUUCAAAGCACCCCUCCUCGAGAUUCUGGAGAAUGCCCAAGGCGAAUGGGGCAAUUAUCUAAGGGAUAUUGUCAGUAACACCUCUGUUGUCAAGUUCUAUCCCAUCUACCGUCUUCCCCCCGGUGGAACUUGGUCCAAAGGUCGUUGUAUUCUGGUCGGCGAUGCGGCACACGCAAUGUCACCACACGCUGGACAGGGAGUGUCAAUGGCCUUGGAAGAUGUGUUCCUGCUCUCUCGCCUACUGGAGGAUCCCUCUCGGCCUCUGGGUCAGAUACGUGAAAAGUAUGACGCGAUUCGCAAGCCACGGGCAAAUGAGAUCUAUGAAAUCGCUGCUCAAAAUGGGCAAUUACGAAGGCGAACGGGACCAUGGGGCUUGUGGUUCAAGGAGUUCGUUUUCUCCAUGGCCAUGAAUCUCUCCUGGGCCUUCGGGCUGGAACGAGUGGGGUUCGGGCAAAAGCAUUUGGUUUACGAUAUCGACGAGGUGGGCCUGUGA